CCACUUCCCGCCGCAGCAGGACGUGCUGGACGCGGUCAUGCAGGCUGUGAAGGCGGAGAGCUUCAACAAGCGCGCGCUGUACGUGUUCGGCACCUACACCAUCGGCAAGGAGCGGCUGUUCCUGGAGGUGGCAGCAGCGCUGGGGCAGAAGGUGUACUGCAGCAAGGAGAAGGCCGCCACACUGGCCGCAUGCGGUCUGGCGCCCCGCUACGCCUCCCUUAUAACCACCAACCACCUGGAGGCAAACAUACACGCGGUCCCGCUGUUCAAGGUGACGCUGGACGGGCUGUCAGCCAUCCUGGCGCAGUACCGGGGCAGGUACUCGGCCGUCAUUGGAUUCUCGCCCACCGGAUGGAACCACGCGGCG
This is a messenger RNA of Astrephomene gubernaculifera, 367 nucleotides long. The record is from the annotation of a GenBank genome assembly. Lineage: Eukaryota; Viridiplantae; Chlorophyta; Chlorophyceae; Chlamydomonadales; Astrephomenaceae.